GAAUUUUAAAAUACCAGUUGAUCAGUUCACGUGUAAACCAUCGCAUAAUGUUUUCCAGUGUAACCUUCAUUUCGUGAAAGAGUUACAUAGUCAUUUUGAUAGUAUAUAUUUCCUAUAGUACACAAGAGAACAUUUGUGAAAUAUUUUUAUAUUUUUAUUUUAUAAUAUUUUUCAAAUCUUUUAAUAUUUAUAAUGGAGAAAGUAAGAAAAACGUCCACUGAAGAGAGUCUGCACUUCAUCAGACAGUCGCUGAAAUCGAAAGAAAUGGAUCAUCUCGAAGGAAUUCAUUUUGAUCGAAAUUAUCCUCAUGUGUUUGUAACACUUGGAGCUUCUGGUGACUUAGCAAAGAAAAAAAUCUAUCCAACGCUAUGGUGGUUGUUUAGGGAUAAUCUUUUACCAAAAACUACCACAUUUUUUGGUUACGCACGUACAAAUAUGUCUGUGAACCAAUUACGAGCAAAAUGUCAUCCAUAUAUGAAAGUAAAAUCGGAUGAAGAGAAAAAGUAUGAAGAAUUUUGGAAAUUGAAUUACUAUAUGGCUGGUCAAUAUGAUUCGCAAAAAGGAUUCGAAAUGUUGAACAAUGAAUUGAAGAAAUACGAGGAAGGCUACAAUAUUACUAAUAGACUAUUUUACUUGGCCUUACCACCGAAUGUAUUUGAAAAUGUAACUGUGCACAUUAGAAAUGUUUGUAUGAGUGAUAAAGGAUGGACCAGAGUAAUUAUAGAAAAACCAUUCGGUCGCGACGCGGCUACGUCACAGAUUUUGUCCGAUCAUCUCGCAUCCUUAUUCAGAGAAGAUCAGAUUUAUCGUAUCGAUCAUUAUUUGGGGAAAGAAAUGGUUCAAAAUUUAAUGACUCUACGAUUUGGUAAUCGAAUAUUCAGUCCAACAUGGAAUAGAGAUAAUGUGGCCUCUGUACAAAUUACAUUUAAAGAACCAUUUGGUACGCAAGGAAGAGGUGGCUAUUUCGAUGAAUUUGGUAUCAUUAGGGACGUCAUGCAGAAUCAUUUAUUACAAAUUUUGUCAUUGGUUGCGAUGGAGAAGCCAGCGUCUUGUCAUCCGGAUGAUAUACGAGAUGAAAAGGUAAAAGUGUUAAAGUGCAUAAAGACUUUGACGCUGGACGAUGUUGUAUUAGGUCAAUAUAUUGGUGAUCCUGAAUCGGAUGAUCCUGAUGCUCGACUUGGCUAUUUGGAUGAUGCUACUGUACCUUCCGGUUCAAUUACGCCCACAUAUUCCCUUGCUGUGUUGAAAAUUAAUAAUGAGCGGUGGGAUGGUGUUCCGUUUAUCCUCAAAUGUGGAAAAGCUUUAAACGAACGAAAGGCAGAAGUUAGAAUACAAUAUCAGGAUGUUCCUGGCGAUAUAUUUGAUGGAAAAGCGAAAAGAAAUGAAUUGGUAAUUAGAGUACAACCAGGUGAAGCAUUAUAUAUUAAAAUGAUGACGAAAUCACCUGGUAUUACAUUCGAUAUGGAAGAAACAGAAUUAGAUCUUACAUAUGGUUCUAGAUAUAAGGAUCUAAAACUUCCGGAUGCAUAUGAACGAUUAAUUUUGGAUGUAUUUUGUGGCUCGCAAAUGCAUUUCGUACGUAAUGAUGAACUUUCGCAAGCAUGGAGAAUUUUUACGCCCUUGCUUCAUCAAAUAGAAAACGAAAGAAUUAAACCAAUUCCCUAUAAAUAUGGUUCACGAGGACCCAAAGAAGCAGAUGAAAUGGCAAAAGAAAAUAAUUUCGCUUAUUAUGGUUCAUACAAAUGGGUGAAACCAUAAGUAGAAUUUUUGUUAUGUAAUAAUGUAUAAUUCUGUAUAUAUAUAUACAGAAUAUAUAUAGAAUAUAUAUAUAUAUAUAUAUAUACAGAUCACAAAAAAUUGUUCCAUUAAUCAUCAUCUGUGAUUAUAACAUUCCAUAUAUUUAACACAAAAGUGCCUCAAAUUUUGAAAUUUUAUAUUCUGUAUAAAAUCUAAUUUAUUAGAAAUUUAAUUCAUUUAUUUUUUGAACUAAUUUUCAAAUGUAAAGUAUAAUUUACUAAUUAAACUAUAUGCAGAUAAUAUGUGUCAUUUUUAGAUAUUAUCUCAGGAAAUAUAAUUUAUAGUAAAUAUAAAGUGUUUUAUAUAUAUAUAUAUUAUACAUAUAUUUUUAUACAACAAAUGUAAUUUAUAGAUAACUCCUUAAAAAUUUUUUCAACGAUUUAAAAAUUACAACUUAUAUGUAGACUAUAAUUUUAUUUACUUUUGACGAUUUAAAUCACGUCAAUCACAAAAAAUAUCCUAUACUGUGAAUAAAAUAAUAUAAUCAUGUGAUACUUUGCGCUGAAAUUAUUUAAAUAUACAUUACAAUAAAUAAAUAAGAGAAAGUUUAAUUAUUCAGUCUAUAAUUUAUAUAAUCUAUAUUUUAAAUAUUCAGCUAUUAAAUGAAAUAAUUCUAUGAUAGAAAAGCACCAUAUGAGUGCUUCAUAAAUUUUUGCAUUAUGAAUUUAUAUACAACUGAUUUCACUAUUCAUCUUUCUCUUUCUGUCUCAUAUAAAGAGAUUAUCUAUAUGUAACACACAGGUCAAACACGCAUUACUGCCACAUUUAAUAAUGAAUAAAACAUAUUUAAUGUACAAAAUUAGCAAAUUUUAAAAAAUGCAGUUUAAGUUAAAUUAAUACAUUAUACAUAUUAAGAUUUAUGUUUGUAAAUACCAUUGUAGACUGUAUCAUGAUAAAUAUUAUCACUAUACAAUGACAAGUCACAGUAAAAUAGAGUACAUAUAAAAAUUAUAUAGAAUAUAGGAAGUUUAAAUUGGUAUACAAUUCGCAGUUCGUUAUAUUAUUAAAAAUUAAUUUACAGAAACUUAUAUGAACCAUAUUUUGAAUAAAUUUAUCCUAGUUUUUCAUAAUGAUUAUAUAUAUUCACUUAUAACUAUAAUAGUAAUAACAUAUUGCUAUAAGCAAUAUACAUUAAACAAAUUAAAUACACACAAACAAAUGUAAAAAAAUUACACAUUAUGUCAUAAACUAUUUUUGAAAAAUCACUAGUCUCUGUGUUAAAUGUUCGUUAGAUUAGGACCAUUCAUUGUUCAAUGUAUAUAAACCAAAUAUGAAUUCAGUUUCCAAUGCAUCGA
Molecule: messenger RNA, 3092 nt
Organism: Apis laboriosa (Himalayan honeybee)
Lineage: Eukaryota; Metazoa; Arthropoda; Insecta; Hymenoptera; Apidae
Gene: Zw
Product: glucose-6-phosphate 1-dehydrogenase
Exons: 7
Coding region: 193-1758 (521 amino acids)
Biological process (GO): glucose metabolic process; pentose-phosphate shunt, oxidative branch
Cellular component (GO): cytosol
Molecular function (GO): glucose-6-phosphate dehydrogenase activity; NADP binding
Source: RefSeq, a predicted model, not a curated record